AAAAUAAUAUUAACGGGUUCGGGCACCAUAAUACAUCUAAAAUAAGCAUCACAAUGAGGUUUGCAAUGUUGCGCCCGAAGGCACGGGAUGAAGACCCAGUCAGUGACGUCACGAAAUGCUAAUUUGUUUAGUCAUACCUACGUAACCACCGUUACCAAAAUUGUGCUUUUUUUACAUUCAAACUUGAAAAAAAAAUCUACCUACUGUUACUGCAAACCAACAUAUUUUUAAGGAUGGCCUUAUCACAAAAUCGUCUGUCUGAAAUGUCAAAACUAAAUAUUCUCGAAAACAAAAUCUUCUUCACUAUGUUUACUAACAAUUUACUACACAGCAUGAAAUCACUUUAUGAUUGUCGCAGUCUCUUGCUUCACUCUGAUUGGACAGAUCCAAGCGCGCACUUAUUCAGUAUUUCGGAAUGACGUCAUCAAUAUUCUGCUCGUCCACCUGUUUACAUUUAAGUUUAAACUCCAGGAGUCCGCGAGUUUCUGUAUAAACGCUUUACACGGAUCUUACAAACGCUUCUGAAAAUGAGCGGAAACGUCGAUUCAACAUUAGAAGCCGAGAUAUCAGCUGGGAUGGAAGUCCGGAUCAACCGAAGAAACUUUCCCUUCAACUUGUGGAAUUUGGUGAAUGAUCCUCAGAUUUGUUCAAUCUGCUGGGAUGACAGUGGGGAAGGAAUCCUGAUCUGUCCAGAGUCCUUCAAAGCUGAAGUGCUGUCUAAAGCCAACAAGGAGAAGAUCUUCAGAACUACUAAUUUCAUCAGUUUUGUUCGUCAGCUAAACCUGUAUGGCUUCAGAAAAGUUUGCCCAGAUUAUAAGAUCUCGUUGAAGCAAGUCGGCUUCAUACAGCACUUUUACAACCCGAACUUCAAACGGGCAAACCCGGAGCUUCUGGCAAAGCUACAGAGACUCACACCUUCCAGCAGGGCCAAGCUUACCACUGGGCAAGAUGUCUCCAACCACCCAAAGAAUCAUAGCUGUAUCCCAGGAGCUUUGGAUCCCAACAUGCCCUGCUCCCAACAAGAAGUUGCCUCCUCCGCUCAUUGUGGCUAUUAUCCUGACUCAUUUAGCCACCUCCAGUACACUGGCCAGGAUCCUAACUGUGAAUCAGCUGAUGUCCAGGAUGACUCAUUUAGCUACCUUCUGUACACUGGCCAGGAUCCAAACUGUGAAUCAGCUGAUGUCCAGGACGACUCAUUUAGCUACCUUCUGUACACUGGCCAGGAUCCAAACUGUGAAUCAGCUGAUGUCCAGGACGACACAUUUAGCCACCUUCUGUACACUGGCCAGGAUCCAAACUGGGAAUCAGCUGAUGUCCAGGACGACUCAUUUAGCCACCUUCUGUACACUGGCCAGGAUCCUAACUGGGAAUCAGCUGAUGUCCAGGACGACUCAUUUAGCCACCUUCUGUACACUGGCCAGGAUCCUAACUGUGAAUUAGCUGAUGUCCAGGACGACACAUUUAGCCACCUUCUGUACACUGACCAGGAUCCAGAUCCCAGGAAGAGUCACAUGAACCUGGACACUGUAUUCGAUGCAGAAGAUGCAAUGGAGGCUGCUGAUUUCUUCACUCUUCUUGACUUGUGAAGACAGUUAAAUAUCAUUCAUUAUUUAUAUUAUAUUUAUUUAUAUUUAUUAAAUAAUUCUAAUUAUUA
Molecule: messenger RNA, 1654 nt
Organism: Tachysurus fulvidraco (yellow catfish)
Lineage: Eukaryota; Metazoa; Chordata; Actinopteri; Siluriformes; Bagridae
Product: heat stress transcription factor B-2b-like
Exons: 5
Coding region: 528-1586 (352 amino acids)
Biological process (GO): regulation of DNA-templated transcription
Molecular function (GO): sequence-specific DNA binding; DNA-binding transcription factor activity
Source: RefSeq, a predicted model, not a curated record